Molecule: messenger RNA, 990 nt
Organism: Phoenix dactylifera (date palm)
Lineage: Eukaryota; Viridiplantae; Streptophyta; Magnoliopsida; Arecales; Arecaceae
Source: RefSeq, a predicted model, not a curated record
CCGUGGGAAUUCCUCCUCCUCCUAUUGCCGAGCUCUGAAGUCCUAGCUCCCCCCCUUACCGUUUCCUUCCCUCGGAUCGGCAAGGCGAGAGAGGGAGAGAUGUUGGCGAGAAAGUUGGCAUCUUUUUCCCCCCUCUUCACCAAAAGCUCUUCCUCCUCCGCAAAUUCGACGCUUCUGAGGCAUCUCCAGUCUCCGCUUUUCUUCUCUUCUACUUCCUCGGAGCAGGCCGCAAGUAGCAGCAUCAGCAGCGGCAAGAAGAGAUUUUUAGGCCGAAGGGUCUUCCGGAUCGCGUUGAUCAGCGUCACCGGAGGUUUAGCCCUCAGUGCCCUCAAUGACCUCGCCAUGUUUCAUGGCUGCAGCAGAUUUCGUCUGGACGCAACUUGGAACAUAGUAUCUUCUUGGUUUUUCGGUGACUUGGAAAGUAAGGCAAUUGAAGAGGCUAGUCAGAAUCAGAAAAUUAUAGAGACUAUUGGUGUGCCAAUUGUAAGAGGUCCAUGGUAUGAUGCAUCUCUUGCAGUUGGACAUAGGAGGCGUUCUGUAUCUUGCACAUUCCCUGUUUCUGGGCCACAAGGAUCUGGCAUUUUCCAGUUGAAGGCCAUCCGUCAUGGAGAGGAUACUACAUUUUCAUUUCUUCGGCACCAUAGCUGGGACAUACUAAUUAUGGAGGCUCUCCUUCAUGUUCCUUCAAAUGAGGAGAAGCACCAGACAUUAAGGAUAAGCCUCACGGGCGAUCUUCCCCCCAGUUCCCCUGUGGAAUGCCAGAAUUGCAGAUCUCCAGAAUCAGAGACUGCAGAGAAGUGAACCUGGCUCCUGAGUGUAAAAUAUGGCUUCUGCCUAAUAAUGGGAAAUUCUCAGACUCUGCUUUUUAUAUGACAUAUAUGAAUAAAUUGGAAUUCGAUGUUGCGAGGAUUUUAAGGCCCACCAUGGAUGCUUUUUUUUUUUUUUCUGUCUUUUUAAACGAAAAGGUUACAAUGAAUUAUAUUUCAGGUC